UUAUUUUAAUUCAAAUUUGACAAAUAACGAAAAUAACUUUCGUUAUAGUAUAACUAUAGCUUUUGUUCCAGUUUUAUAUUUUAUCCGGAUUAUAGUUGUUUUUGAAGUAAUAAAAUAUAUUUUUUCUUAAUUGUGAAUUAUGUCGGAUGAAGAAUUUAGUUCAGAUGAUAGCGUCGUUUUCCAACCUCCAAUCAAAACGAAACAAGAGGCCAUAAAAAGAAUUAAAGGGUACUCUCCUGACACAAUUGAUAGAAGACAUUCAUCUAUUUGCAGGUAUCAGUAUUUAGAUAAGACAUCAACAUCAAGUGCUUCUGAAUAUGUCACUUGUGACACCAUGGAAUUUAGUUCAGAGACCAGAAGUCUUGAGGUUCAUGAGUCUUCCCAAUCAUCCUCUGAAUCGGCCUCAAAUAAUAUUAUUGAAAUAUCAGAUGAUGACAGCUCAGAUAAUGCAGAUUCCAAAAAAAUCAUAGAAAACAAACAAAUUGAUACUUCAGAUCUACUAGAUCACACUUUUGAAGAGUUGGAAUUGCUAAUGAGUGAUGGGCUUGAUUAUGUCAUGCCUCAUAAGAAAACAACAGACAUUACUAAUUCCACUGAAGAUUUAUCAUCAAACCUCCAACAUACAAGCAUAGAUGAUAAAUAUGAAGACCCUUAUAAAAAUUUACCAGAAAGAAAAAUUUCUAGUCCAAUUUCUGGAUCUUUUUUGACUAAUGAAGCAAAUGAAGAUUACUAUCCAGCUUUACAGACUAAAAGUUAUUCGAAAUCAGCUCAAAAAGUUGAAAAUAAACCUAAAAUAGGCCAAAAAAUGCCAAUGUCAGUGGGUAAAUCCUUAUUUAGAUAUGGUGAAUCAAAAAUUAGGCCUCCAGUAGUAAAUGCUAAGGAAUUGUUUGGAAAAAAUAAGGAUAUGAGAGAGCCAGCUUUCAAGGUACCAGCAAAGCCUGCAAAGAGCCCGUUAAGACCAAAUUUGAAAAACAUCGUAAGUCCGGUGGGAAUAUAUAUAAAACACUCGCCGAAAUAUUGCCCAUUAAUAAAAGUACCCGCAAACGAAAGACUACACAAAUCUCCUUCACUUCUUCCCAAAACGCUUUAUCCCUCUACGGCGUCAUCUUUAAAAGAAAACAUUCCUUCCCAGCAUUUUGUGAAUAUGGAAAUUCCCUCCGUGAUUUAUAAACCAGCGAAAACCCGAAUAGAAACUGUAGUGCGGGAAGUAAAUUUACCAGACAGCAUUAAAAAGUUGGUAAAACCAGAAGUUGUGACUAGGCAUAAGAUGCGUAUUAAUAAUAAGGUUGAUGAAUCGAUCGAGCGGAGACUGAUGGAGUCGGAUCUAUCGAUCGAUACAAGUAACGUCAGUGAUUUUGGAGAUGUUUCAGUGGUGACGCAUAAACAACCCUUUAGGAGUGGACGAUAUUAAGAUAACUUUUUUUUUGUUUUAUUAAUUUUAUAUAAUUUUAUGGUAUGUAUGUGAAAAUAAAUGACUAUUUUUUUAUAUUAAUUUAAA
This is a messenger RNA of Anthonomus grandis grandis, 1498 nucleotides long. RefSeq lists its product as uncharacterized. Lineage: Eukaryota; Metazoa; Arthropoda; Insecta; Coleoptera; Curculionidae. The transcript has 4 exons. The record is from RefSeq and is a predicted model, not a curated record. The coding region runs from base 140 to 1411 and encodes 423 amino acids.